Messenger RNA from Branchiostoma floridae (Florida lancelet), 2186 nucleotides. Its product is annotated as fibroblast growth factor receptor homolog 1-like. The coding region runs from base 61 to 354 and encodes 97 amino acids. The record is from RefSeq and is a predicted model, not a curated record. The transcript has 2 exons. Lineage: Eukaryota; Metazoa; Chordata; Leptocardii; Amphioxiformes; Branchiostomatidae.
GCCUCAUGGGUAGAUCAUGGGCCCCCUAACGACUUUCUAUGGUACUGCAGGUACGAGUUGAUGUGCCGGUGCUGGGAAUGGGAGCCGACCAGCCGGCCAGGCUUCACGGAGCUGUUUAACGAGUGUGACCAGGCCCUACAGGACAAGUCUGACUACAGGGACGUGGCGGGGAUGAAGGUCUCCAUCAACAGUGACGACAUCGAUGACGUCAGCGACACUGCAGAAGACAAAGAUCAGGAGACUGAUGUUGACGACAUGGAGACAUCAGAGAAAGGUUGUCCUGGAUCCGGUCGGAAGUGGUCCUACGUGUCCCUGGCCUGGGAGGCAGACGACCUGUUCACAGUAUCGGGAUAGAUCGCUCCGCGCCCUUACUCUCCUUCGUGGCCUGGCGCUGGCGGGUAUUUUUUGGGGUGUGGGGUGUGUGGAGAGGGGGGCUGAUUCGCGAAUUUCAAAAUAUGGGCCAGGUUCGUAGGCCAUGAAGGUCCUCUAUGUACCCGCUAGUCUAAGAACGUGGUACAUAUGUUGAAAAUCGCGAAUUAUCUCACUCCCUCCCCCAACAACAUAACGCCAACACUUGUGAAAAGCUACAGAGGAGGCUACCACUGGCCUACAUUUUAGUUUCCCGAUCCCGACGGAAUAAGACCAUCUAUGGAUACCUUUUAAUCGUGUUACACAACCUCUCGCUGUUGGGGACUUAUUGCGCCUCCCACCUGACAGUGGAGAAGGUAGCUUUAUAUAGAAACCUUUCUUCAGCCAAUCAGAGUGCGCCAUUUCCAUGACCCCAAAUCAAGAUGGCCGCAAAAACCAGAAAGAUCCAUGAAGUGAACUUGUGGCCGUACAUCUCUGGCCUGUGUUUACACAAUCUCUCACUGGCUGGGGUUAAUGACCCGUAGGUCAUGGCAACUGUAAGACCGGUCCCUAGGAGCGCAAUUUUAGUAAGGCUACGUACAUCUCCAACCAUUCCCUUUCCUGGAGUUACCGAUCAUUGUGAAAAUACAUCCCAUAGGAGCUUAGUAUUCUCUGUCACUAUAUACACCAGUCAUCAUAACUCUAAAAGCAUUGUAACAUACAGUUCUAGGUCUGUUAGUGAUUUGUCCAUGUUAGCACAUGUAGGUUAGGAUGUCCCCAGUUCUCCUGACUUAAGGGCGCGGUCACAUAGGUCGUGCGAUCGUCUUACGAUUGUGAUGCCAUAGGAUUUUCAAGCAGGCUGCGACAGACCCAAACACCGACAUGGAUACAAAGCAGAAUUUUGUGUACCAAGACGGUUCAACUUUGUAGGAGACGUACAUUUUUGUUCUCCAAAAUGCCCGAAGUUAGCGAUCGUACGACGAUCGUACGACCUAUGUGGCGUAUGCGCCAUUAGAGGUGUUGACUACAAAGCUUCUCGAUGCCUGACCUCAACAACAUUAAUGUUAAUGUACAAUUAAGGAUGUGGAUUGGAAAGGUAGCUGUAGAUAUCUUCAUAACAUUAUAAUCUGUUAAACGUUGUUAUAUAUACAGUCAGCAUUUCCUGCUGUAUAGAUUUCAUAUAAGUGUUAUCAUUUGUGCAUAAGCGUUAUAUAACAGAGGUUUCGUGCUAUGUUAGUACUAUGCAUAAUGAAAAAAUUGCAUAAUACUUGAUCAUGUAUCAAUUGUAAAAAAACAGUGUAUAUGUCUAUACAUGUGCAUAUGUCAUGUACAAGAAGGCUUAAUGUAUCCGCUAUGCUUGUCUUUAAUAGAUACCUAUUGAAAGAUCUUGAAAACCUUAAAGCAUUGCAGUUGAUAUUGGGAUACGUACAGUCCCUUGUUGUUUCCGUACCGUUCGUGAGUAGGAAUAUUGUUCAAAGUCAGUGCGGAACUGCACGAUUUUAGCUAACCGACGUCCGAAUAGAGAUUGCUCUGAAUAUGAUCUCUUACUGUACGUAAUAACUUAUUCACAAUUCUUUCUCCUUUGAAAUACAACAGAUUUCAAGAGACUCGAUACAACAAGCAGAUUUGACUGUACAUGUAUGAAUAAAUAAAUAGAUUUGACAUUUCUCACAGUGCUAAAGCUAAGAGAACAACCCGCCAUACUUGCAAAUACUACGUGCUGUCUAAGUGCCAAAACACGGGCAAUCUUUUGGGAUCCGUAAGUGGUAAGUACCGCCUCCGUACGAACUCGUAGGGAAUCCGAUGAAUUUUGGAGCACACAGACACGCCGUACAACG